GGAAACAAGUAUGGGGUUGUUGUUAUAUUCAUCGUUUUAGUUGAUGCGGGGGAAAAAAUAAUCGCAUGCCAUAGCACAGUUGUUAAAUUAUUGGUUUGAAUUGCUUGUCAUAUCCUACUUCAAACAAAUUUUAUUGUCACUGAGUAACACAAUGGAUAUUAUUGAGACGGUUGUAACAGAGAGUAUUGAAGUAGAUGAAACUCCAACGGCGUCCAGUUUGGCUCCAGAUAAAUCGAAAGCAGAGUUUGUAUGGACUUUACAAGCCACAUGGCAACUUGUCCAAACCCGCCUCGAAAUGGACCAGGAUUUUGACCAGCCAGUGUGCAAGAAAAAGAAACUGUGGGAGACAGUGGCUGAGAGAGUGACUGCCAAGCUAAGAGCAGCUGGGAGCACAGAUGUCACAGUCAAGGCCUAUGAGUGUGAUCUGAAGUGGCGUAACAUGUUGGCCACAUACAGGAAAAAUGCUGAGAGGUCCAAGAGACUGGGGGCCCAGAGUGUCCACUGGGAGUUCUUCAAGGCCAUGCAUGAGGUCCUGGGGAAGAGUCGGGAGGAGAUCGAGGCACAGCGCAGGUCCAAACUCAAUGGGACCAAGCUGGGCAAGGCUAUUGCCAGCAAGCGGUUUACCCCCAUCCUUCCUACACCCUCCCUGACAGCUGCCCCCUUUGCUUCCAGGCCCCCCCAGGAUGUCCUGCAGCUGUACAUGGAGCUGCAAGAGAGGAAGAUGAACAUGUGGGCCCAGCAGAAGGCCCUGGAGGAGAGGAAGAUAGAGGCCAUCAAUAAUCUAGCCCGUGCAAUCUCCAGUUUGUCUCACAGUCAAAACAACAGUUUCCAGCUGCCAGAGUAGCAGUACAGCACACCCGAGCAAAGGAGUUCUCACUGAACUAAAAACUUGUGGAUUUUGUGUAAUAUAUAGAAGCUUGUGCAUAGAAUGAAAGACUGCAUCAUGCAAAUGUUUCUUAAGCGUUCAACCAUUCAGCUACUUUGUGUUGUCAUGACUUGUCAUUGUAUUUGUUUUUAUUAUGCUGUAAUAACACCAUUUGACAAAGGAGUUCACUGCAGGAAUUCCCUGUAAUACCUGUGAAUGAGAAGGCGGCUACACAGGGCAUAUUGUACAUAGAUCUGCCAUAGGAUACAAAUAAUCCUACAUAUGUAUAAAAUACAAGAUAUUGCUGUGAUACUCUUCCCUUUAACAGCAUUUAUAUUGUAUAUUUUAUUAUCUCAAUACAAACACAAAAAUUAUAAAUCACUUUAUGUACUUCCAGAA
Oncorhynchus mykiss (rainbow trout) is the source of this 1264-nucleotide messenger RNA. RefSeq lists its product as uncharacterized. The record is from RefSeq and is a predicted model, not a curated record. Lineage: Eukaryota; Metazoa; Chordata; Actinopteri; Salmoniformes; Salmonidae.